Molecule: messenger RNA, 3473 nt
Organism: Arachis stenosperma
Lineage: Eukaryota; Viridiplantae; Streptophyta; Magnoliopsida; Fabales; Fabaceae
Product: mediator of RNA polymerase II transcription subunit 20a-like
Exons: 5
Coding region: 2481-3137 (218 amino acids)
Biological process (GO): regulation of transcription by RNA polymerase II
Cellular component (GO): mediator complex
Molecular function (GO): transcription coactivator activity
Source: RefSeq, a predicted model, not a curated record
GUGAUUUUCUGUUCUUGAAUUUGUUAAGUUGAUAAUUUGGUAAAUUGUUGGGCUGCUGUUGUUUUAAUUUGUCAAAUUGUUAGGUUGCUGCGACUUAAUUUGUUGGAUUUUCUAUUUAGGUCUUGUUCUUGUUUAUUUGCUAAAUUGUUGUUGUGUAUUUAUUGUUUAUUUGCUGGAUAUUGGUGAUCAUUGUCUUUGAGAUUAUUUACUAUGCAGGUUUAGUGUCAUCACUGUUUUGGAAUGUUUUAUAAUGUACUCAUGUUUGUUGCUGUUUUGUAAUUGCUGGUUGCAGGUUUAGUGUGAUUAUUGGUUAAUGUUUUGUAAUGUUUGGUGCUGAAUGCUGAUUGUUGAGUUCAGAUAUGGUUAUUUUGACUUGGGUAAAGAGACUUAGGGGCAUUUUUUCCUGCUUUAUACUGAUUCAGAUGAUUAUUUUCAGAGGAUGAGCACUUAUUUAUGUAUUUUGAGAAACUGUUUUUCUGUGUGUUAUGAACAUUUGGUGAAGCCUGUAUUGUACCUAUUCAAAGCUUAGUUUUACCAGAUGGUCUUCAAAGCAACUCAUCCAAAAUGCUACUGCACAAAUCCAAGUCUAUUGUCUCUAAAAGCCUGUAUGCACCUUCAUUUGGUGAAGCCUUUCUAGCACUAGUCCACUACCAACUUUAUUAUUAAUAAUGUUAUCAAAUUUAUUUAUCCGAGUACUAUGUUUAUUUUUUAGUUGGAUUUAUGAUAAUUCAUUUGAUAUUCUUCCUAUUUUUAUCAGAUAUUUCUUUUAACAUUUUGUGUACUGAUGAAGAAUUGUACUUGUUAUCAUGCUUUCAUUUGGCAAUUUGCAUUUAAUAUAAAAAGGAAAAUCCUAAGAGUAAUUCACCACUCCAUUAGAAAAACUUCAUACUACCUUAUACCCUCAACUUAAUACUUGCAUAUUUAUAAUUUAUUUAUUAUUCUAUUCUAAAUCGGUUUUUCCGGUUGAACCAUCGGUUAGACCGGUUGGACCAGUAAACCAGUGAACCAGUAACUAAAACGGUUUGAUGACCGGUCUGGUUCUCAGAACCUUGGAUUUGGUAGUGAUUUGAAUUUUUUCAUAGACUGAAUUAAAGUUACAAUAGUUAUGUUCUCUUCUCUAUCACAUUAAUAUUAAGCUUUGAAUUCUCUUAUUUCGUUUUAAUUUUACCGCACUCAACAUGUUUGAUGAAAUGCUUUAACCAUAUUUCUGGUUGGUUUUAUAAUUUCUAGCUUUUAGAAACUUAGUAAGUUGAUUUCAUGUGAAAUUAGAAUAAUUGGAUCUUAGUAAUUAGGAAAUUUUAGCUGCACAAAUAGCAUCUUUGCAGAAAAUAUAUUUGCAUGAUGAUUCCACUUGCAUUAGUGUUCUUCUGGUAAAUUUUAACUGUUAUUGUGAACUUGUUAAUUUGCUAAUUGUUCUUUGUUGUUGUUCUGUUGUUCUUCUGUUGCUUUUAAUUUUUUUGUUUUUGUUGUGAUUUUCUGUUCAUGAACUUGUGAAGUUGAUAAUUUGCUAAAUUGUUGGGCUGCUCUUGUUUUAAUUUGCUAAAUUGUUAGGUUGCUGCAAUUUAAUUUGUUGGAUUUUCUAUUUAGGUCUUGUUCUUGUUUAUUUGCUAAAUUGUUGUUGUGUAUUUAUUGUUGUCUUUGAGAUUAUUGCUGGAUAUUGGUGAUCAUUGAUUUAUUAUAUGCUUCAUGGUUCCAUUGUUUUCUUCUCAAGGAAAAAAAAUUCUGUUUUCAUUGUUUUGUUGAUUGUUUGUUUUGUUUCAGAAAUCAAUUUCUCGUGAUCAAUGCUCAAACUCUGAAUGUUGUUUUGCUGUUUUUGUUUUGUUUCAGAAAUUAAUUUCUUGUGAUCAAUGCUCAAACUCUGAAUGUUAUUCUGUUUUGUUUUAAGGUUGUGUUUGGAAGAGGUGAUGAUUUCUGAGUGUUGUUUUGUUUUUGUUUCAAGGCUGUGUUGUGUUCAAUUUUCAUUUUGUAGAAAAUUCUGAGGUAUAUAAGAAUUAAGAAGGAAACUAUUUCAAUGGUAUUACUCUGUUGAUUCUGGUCUGCUACAAGCUUGAACAUAGAAUUGAAGAGAGAAACCCUCUAUUAUUUCAUCAUUGGCCUAUUUUUGGCAUUGUAUAUCAUUGUAGUUUGUUUAUUUAUAGAACUAGUUGUUUAUGAUCCCCUUUUGAAGUAAAAAAAUGCAGUAGAAGAGUGUUUAGAACUAGUUGCUCUAUUCACUAAAUUUUUAUAGAAUCAGGUGUUUAUUAUAAAAUGGUUUUUUCUGUUAAACCAUGGUUGAACUGGUUGAAUCACGGUUGAACCAAUGAACUAGUAAACCAGUAACUAGAACGGUUCAAUGAUCGGUUCAAUUUUCAGAACCUUGGUAAAACAAGCUACGAGCUUACUACCCUGAUACCCUGCCUCUGUGAGUUGAGUUUUGCUUUGAAUCUUUUGAAUUUGUUGCAAACGGAAUAGCAGAUAUAGCUUCGAAGUGAUAACUGAAGAUGACAGUCAAAUGGAUUCUUCACUGGACUCCAACCCAAGGAUCUGUCGUCAAUAGCCAAAUCCUGAACGAGAUUUCGCAGUGCGUCGAGAGCUUCAACGCCGUCAAAGACGGAAGGUGGAAGGCUACCCUCACUUUCUACAGACCCAAUUUGCGAGACCCAACGAUUCCCAGCGAAUUCCCGCGUGAUUUUCUGGGGAUUUCGCUUUUGGAGCAGCCCAACAAAUACUACUUCAUAAUUCGCGGUAACAAAAUAAUCCUUGAGGCUGAUUCUACUAUCUUGACUAUAAUGGAGAAAUUGCAGUCUUAUAAAUCCAAAGUUGCUCUUAAUUUCGAGGGAGUGCAGUAUAAAAUGGGUGACUUUCAGAUGAAGGUGGUCAAAGUUGUUCCCAAUCAAGGUGAAAGUCUCAGAGGAAUUUUGAUUGAGAUUGAGUAUCUCCCUAUCUCAUCAAUCGAAAAAGCCAAGCCAAUUAUGGAAGAAUUUCUUGAGCUGUGGCGAGAAGUCAUGUCUAAAAAAUCAUUACCAGGGCAUUUCUCGCAAGCAGAACCACAUUUUGCAGAGUAUAAGCUUCCCGACAAUUAUACCUCACAACAUACAGCUAUCCAGUAUGCUGCUGCGUUAGCCCAACUAAUUGCAUCAGCACAGUUAAGGGGCUAGGAGGAUUCCUAGGUAUCUGUCCUCAUAUGUUAGUUGAAAGUUGAAAGACUUCAUCUUUCCCUCGAGGAACAGCCAAUUGUUCUAGCCUUGAUUGUAUUUAGCUGGCUAAACUCCGACACCCAGUGGCAGGGUGAUUGGGUUCCACUCAACGAAGGAGACUGUGGUGAUGUUCAUAUUGCUUUGCACUCGUUAAAGGGAACACAUGUUCCACUUCUUUAGCGAACUCAAACCAAAAUGAAAAUAUUGUAACUGUAUGAGUCAUUUUUGUUCUCACUUUUUGUCUGCCAAAUAUUACAGCGAUUGAUCCUUAUCUUAAUAUCUUAUACCUAUUGUUCA